Messenger RNA from Mycena citricolor, 2172 nucleotides. The record is from the annotation of a GenBank genome assembly. Lineage: Eukaryota; Fungi; Basidiomycota; Agaricomycetes; Agaricales; Mycenaceae.
AUGAUAGCCCUCUACUCGGAUCUAUCUGACCUCAUACAAGAGGACAUCCAGCCCCCUGCUUCGAAUCCCAAUCUCAUGUCGCUGUCUACGACUCAGUGCCUCCCUUUUCUCGUCAUCACAUCGUCCAUAAUCAUCUGGAGUUGGACGAGGAAGAUGCGCCCCUCUCUUCCGCCUGGUCCGCCCCGUCUGCCGCUUAUCGGGAACUUGCUCGAUAUACCGGCAAAGGAGCCGUGGCUGGCCUUCUCUGCCAUGGGGGACAAGUACGGUACUUUCUUCCUUUCUCUCCUCUCUAUGGGUCCCCUAUCUCACGCAGCCGCAGGCGAAAUCACCUCCCUAGCAAUGCCGGGCCGCACAACCAUCCUGUUGCACACACUGGAGGCUGCUACGUCUGUGCUCGUCCAGUCUUCUGCUCUAACAUCCGAACGCCCCGUCCUUCCCAUGGCCGGAGGGCUCUGUGGAUUCGAAACGAGUCUGCCGCUUGCCCAGCCCUCUGGCGAUCUUGAUCAAGUCAGGCGCGAGCGCAAGCUGUAUCACGCGUUUCAAGGCACGCCUACUGCCAUAUCAAGGCUGAUCCCCGGGCUGGUGGAGGAGGUCGGUGCCUUCCUCAGAGCGGUGGAUGGCCGGCAGGGGGUCCUCUCGGACGAUAUUCGCAGAACCACUAUGGCUAUAGGUCUACGUCUGGGAUUUGGGCACAAGGUGAACCACAGUCGUCCAACGGACCUCUCCGACACUCUAUUCGACAUGGCAGAGCAGAGCUCAAAUAACUUCUUUCGCAUUACCACACCAGGUGCCUCGUUUGUCGAUCUGUUCCCUUUCCUUCGUUACUGGCCAUCCUGGCUGCCUGGCGGUGGUUUUCAUCAUGCUGCAAAGCGGAUCAAUGCAGUAUUACAGCAGACAAGAUACGAAGGUCUAGCUGCUGUCAGAGAGCGCAUGGCAACCGGUGUUUCUGAGCCCUGCUUUGCUACGGCUGUGCUCGAAACUGAUGCAGAUGAGUACUGGGCUAGAGUAGUCCCUUUGACGCUCGUUCACGGGGCGAGUGACACGACGGCUUCCCAACUUUCAGCAUUUUUCCUUGCGAUGGCUCUCCACCCUGACAUCCAACGCAAUGCUCAGCAGGAAAUCGAUCGCGUCAUUGGCAGGGACAGGCUCCCGACCGUCAAGGACAGACCCGAAUUGCCGCAUGUGGACGCACUGUCCCGUGAAGUGCUGCGCUGGUUCGUCACAACGCCCACGGCACUGCCGCAUCGUGCAAAUGAAUCGUUCAUCUACGAAUCGAGCUCGGGACCUGUGCUCAUCCCGAAGGACUCGAUGAUCAUCGCGAACGUCUGGAAAAUGAAUCGCGAUCCUCGCCGAUACAGGAACCCGGAGCAAUUCGAUCCUUCUCGUUUUCUCGGCACCGAGGGCAGAGCACCGGAGGAAGAUCCGGGCAAGACGGUCUUUGGAUUCGGACGACGCGCCUGCCCCGGUGAAACGACGCUCUUCCUGCUCUACAGCGCUCUCCUGUCGGUCUUUGACAUCGGCAAGGCACUCGACGAACGGGGAGAGGAAAUCGAUAUCGCCGUCGGAUGGUCUAGUAUGACAGUGACGCAUCCGCUUCCUUUCCAAUGCGCCGUCCGUACGAGAGAUGAGGCUGCACGCAAACUGAUCCGUGGGCUGUGAUCUUGACGAAUGUGAACGCUGAAAGUCGUCGGACUAUGUCGUAGCGGUCAGUGCCAGGUAUAUUGUCCAUCGUAAAGUGAUACAUACCUGCGAGCGCGUGAUCUAUGUGUCUACGUUAUCGGAUCCAAGUUGUUCCCUCAAACAGGUCUAGCGUGCGAUAUACGAUGCAUUGGAUGUCCUGAGACCUCUCAGUGCAGUCGCUUUGUAGCUAAAUUCCUCGAAGUCGGUGACCUUUCAUGCAAGGAUGCUGUUUAAUAUUUUGGAAUCGGUCCGUAUGCCCCCGGGCAACUGCUUGAUACGACUUGGAACACGAGGAACGUGUUUGAGGGACCAGAGGCUUUGCGAUUUCGGCAUUUACUUGGUCCGGGAUAUCUGAUUGAAGGUGCUGGAGUUGGUGAUUGCCUCGGAGACGGUUUUCUUGCGUGGUUGUAUGAGAUACAGAGCGUACAUUGAGAAUCAUCCGUCUUUUUGGGAGAGCCCUGUCGCGACAAAAACUGAAUGGGCUUGGAUAAG